AUGGUGAUCUUAGAAAGAACCCUGGAUUUCAACAAACUGGAGAAGCUGCCAUUUGAUCUAUUCAAGGACCAUAAAUUUAAUGAUCUCUGGCUGGGAAACAACUACAUCAAGACGUUACCUGAAAGACUGUUUGCCGGGCAAACAAAGUUAAGACGCUUGCAUUUGGGCGGCAACCAACUAAAGAAGCUACCACGCGACAUAUUUCAUGGAUUGACUAACUUGGAGGAACUAGACUUGUCAUACAACCAGUUGCACAACUUGUCUCGAGGCAUUCUGAGCACAAAUACUAAGCUGAAAAAAUUGGAUUUGUCGAACAACGCGAUUAAGCGUCUGCCAUCGAAAGUUUUCGGAAACCUCACUGAGUUGAAAAGGCUCGUUCUGUCCAGUAACGGACUUCAGCGUUUGCCAAGGUUCAACAAUCUCUCCAAGAUAGAAAUAUUGGACUUUCAUCUAAACAAAAUCUCUGCAGUAACUAAGGAACAAUUCAAAGAUGUCGCAUCAAACAUUCGAUUCUUGUACCUUCAUUACAACGAGAUGCGGGAAUUACCAAAAGGUUUUUUCUCCAACAUGAAGGAAUUAAUAACAACGACUGUAGACACAAGCCUGAUGUGUUGCCAUUUGACGAAAGUGGACGCGGAUUGCGACUUUGCCUACGUCGACCGCUUUGCCAGUUGCGAGACUAUGUUCAGAAAUCGAGCUCCUAGGAAGUGUGUUUGGGUUAUUAGUGUCACGUCUCUGGUUGGAGCUGUGUUUGUCAUCACGUGGCGAAUGGUCUACAGGGAGGAAAAUAUUGCACAGUCAAUCAUGUUGAUACACUUGGCGGUAUCUGAUGGCUUAAUGGGUGUUUACCUAAUCAUUAUAGGUUGGAAGGAUGCGAUGUGGGCAGGGAAAUACUACUUACAUGACUUCAACUGGCGAACGAGUUUGUCAUGCCAGAUAUCUGGUGCAAUCGCUGUGUUGUCAAGCGAGGUGUCAAUGAUGCUUCUUUCUCUAAUCUCUGCUGACAGGCUUAAAAAUAUUGUGUUCCCUUUCAGUGUUAAUGGACUAACCAACAAAGCCACUCAUACAUUGUGCUUUGCUAUCUGGAUAAUCGGUUUCAUAAUUGCUUUCCUUCCUACUUUUAGCAUUCAGUAUUUUAAAGGUCGUCACUUCUAUGGCAGAUCUGUUGUUUGUCUCCCACUUCAACUCUCCAAUGAUAAGGCACCUGCUUGGGAAUAUUCUGUGGCUGUCUUUGUUGGGUUGAACUUGGCAUUUCUUGCCUUUGUCAUUGUGGCCUAUCUUACAAUAGUUAUAAACAGAUGUCAGGUUCAGUCGAUGUCAGCUAAAACCCAGCGAGAGACAGCUCUUGCCAAGCGUGUGUUUUUCAUCAUCCUGACCGACUGUAUCUGUUGGAUGCCCAUCAUUGUGAUUGCACUCAGGUCCAUCGUGGAAAAGUCGUUCAGGACACGAGGAGAUCUCGCAGUGUGGAUUGCAGUGUUUUUUCUUCCCUUCAACUCUGCCAUAAAUCCGAUCCUAUACACCUUGUCCACCACACAGGUUCGAGACGUUCUCAAGGCAAAAUGGCAACAGCUGUGCAACUACUUUAUAACAAAGUGUGGUCGAACCCAAGCUGGAAAAGAAUCAGCCAAAGAAGCCGAAGAGGAACCUGAAAAAGAGCAAGAGGAGGUUCACAAACAUGAGCACCCAGGGGAAGAACAUACUGAACUCCAAUUCCAACAGCAGCUGAUCACAAAAUACGCGGAGACUGCUAAGCCAGAAAAGCCCGAAACUGAGCCUAAUAAUUUUUCUGAAACAAUAGAAGCACUGCCAACGGAAACAAAGACUGAAGGUCAUAAAAAGUCACAGAAAAAUAUUGCAGCAAAUUCCGAAUAUGAGGAGCCACACACAGAUUUUGUAGGGGAUGAGGACAAAUCUACUGGAAAAGAGCAAAACAAAACAGAUGUUGACAAUGACCACUCAGCAGCUAAAGGAACAACAGCAGAUCCUCAGAUCAACUCUGAUGAGGUAGUGGAAGAGACAGUGUGGGAAACAGCUGUAUAAUCAGGAAAUGCAUACGGAAAAAAUACCCUGUGUACUUGCUGUUUGUCAGGUUUUAAUUAUUAACUCAUCAGGCUUCCCCAAAGAUGAUCGUCCUUUUAGACAUCACAUUUUGGCAAUUUGUCAUCUGUGCU
Pocillopora damicornis (cauliflower coral) is the source of this 2171-nucleotide messenger RNA. RefSeq lists its product as uncharacterized. Gene Ontology annotation, cellular component: plasma membrane. Gene Ontology annotation, molecular function: G protein-coupled peptide receptor activity; protein-hormone receptor activity; protein binding. Lineage: Eukaryota; Metazoa; Cnidaria; Anthozoa; Scleractinia; Pocilloporidae. Gene Ontology annotation, biological process: hormone-mediated signaling pathway; adenylate cyclase-activating G protein-coupled receptor signaling pathway; activation of adenylate cyclase activity. The record is from RefSeq and is a predicted model, not a curated record.